Molecule: messenger RNA, 1571 nt
Organism: Erpetoichthys calabaricus (reedfish)
Lineage: Eukaryota; Metazoa; Chordata; Cladistia; Polypteriformes; Polypteridae
Gene: c1qbp
Product: complement component 1, q subcomponent binding protein
Exons: 6
Coding region: 127-1002 (291 amino acids)
Biological process (GO): cytosolic ribosome assembly
Cellular component (GO): mitochondrial matrix
Source: RefSeq, a predicted model, not a curated record
GGCAGAGUGUCCUUUUCUUCCACACGUGUGUUCUGAAGGGGUUGUGUGGAGUGCGUUCCUAGUACAGCUGUACUGCAGUACGGAUUUUUGUCAUCAUAUUUUCGGCGUUCGGUGAAACGGGAAAGAAUGCUGAAGUGUUUCAGUCGCGCAUUGUAUGCUGCGGGCCGGCUCACAUCCAAAACAGCCCCAAUUUCGUCAACGUGCCGGGGACUGGAACAACUCCGGCCAGCCCUCAUCGCACCUUGCCCGCCUGCAGUAUGGCCUUUCACACGCACAAUCUGGAUGCUGUGUAGCAGCGGCUCCACGGCUGGUCCCAGACAGGGACUGCUUGGCUCAACACGGGGGACUCCACAUUUAUCGUGCGGCUGCGGUGGAUUACACACGGAAGGAGACAAAGCCUUUGCAGAAUUCCUGUCUGACGAGAUUAAAGAGGAGCGCAAGAUCCAAAAGCAUAAAUCCCUUCCCAAGAUGUCAGGUGGCUGGGAGCUGGAACUGAAUGGGACAGAAGCCAAGAUUGUACGACACGUUGGAGGAGAAAAAAUUUCGGUUUCAUUUAAUAUCAACAACAGCAUUCCGCCAUCAUUUGACGAAGAGGAAACCCAAGACAGUCAGAAGAAUCCUGACAAUGAGCCUGAAAUUGUUUCAACUCCCAACUUUGUGGUAGAGGUAACAAAGCAGGCCACAAAUCAGUCUUUGGUUUUUGAUUGUCAUUUCCCUGAAGAUGAGGUUGGCCAUGGUGAGGAAGAAGAGGAGAGUGAUAUUUUUACCAUUAGAGAGGUCAGCUUUCAGCCUACUGGAGAAUCUGACUGGAAGGAAACCAGCUACACACUGACCACUGAUUCACUUGACUGGGCUUUGUAUGAUCACCUUAUGGAUUUCCUAGCUGACCGAGGAGUUGACAACACUUUUGCAGAUGAACUGGUAGAACUGAGCACAGCUCUGGAGCACCAGGAGUAUAUCAAGUUCCUGGAAGAGUUGAACAGAUUUGUCAAGUGUAACUAACUCCAAGUAAUAUAGUCCUUCUCAAGCAAUUUACCAUUGUUUUCUCCAUUUAACCAAGCAGAACUGAAAAUUAGCACUGUAUGCUAAGGAACCAGAACUGCUUAUUGCCUAAAUGUUUAAUUUGUAAAAUGGCUCAAAGCCCGAUCUUGUUCCUAACUGUGAGGAAAUCAUUCAGGACUUUGUUUUGUGUUUCCUGGAGUUCUGACAAUUUGACUGUCAAUUUCUGGGGGUUAGGGUUUAUUAAAUUUUUUUUGUUUGUAUUUAAAUACAGUAUUUAAAAUGUAAGGUAUACUUUGUAGGCCAUUUGUAAAAUCCUAACUCUUUCUGGAAAGACAUGACAUGGGCUAUUGGUACUAUUUCCUGCUCUUCAGUGCAAGCAGAUUUAAGCAAUGAUAUCACCACACUUGCUCUCUAAACAGAGUAGUGUCAGUUCUGCUUAAAGAUUUUGUACUGGGGGAUAAAUGAUUGGAUUGUAACUUCUGAAUAAAUUGAUCUUGUAUUCCAGGUGAACAUCUGCUAUUCUAUUCGAUCAACAGUGGAUUUAAUAAUAAAAUCUGUCUUGUGAAAAA